Drosophila biarmipes is the source of this 816-nucleotide messenger RNA. RefSeq lists its product as uncharacterized. Bases 80 to 208 code for a protein of 42 amino acids. NCBI's taxonomy places the organism in Eukaryota, Metazoa, Arthropoda, Insecta, Diptera, Drosophilidae. The transcript has a single exon. The record is from RefSeq and is a predicted model, not a curated record.
AUGCAAGUCAUAUAAAAAGGCUCAUCUGAAGACUCGUCAGCACAUUUAAUAAUAUUAAUUGUUCAGCUCGUGAUCAGAGAUGAAGCUUCUACCAAUUCUCGUAAUGUUUGCGCUUGCUGUUUGCACUGCCUGCAAGAAUCACGAGGAGUGGAAAGGACAACGACCAGGAGACUACGAUCGCAGGCCGUAUUCCAAUCAUUAUGCCUAGAAUACCUAGAAUAAAGGCACAUUAAAAAUUUCAAAAUUGAAAACUAAAACAGGACAACACAACUUUUAUAUUAACAUUGCCAAAGAAAAAUAUUGAAGAAUAAAUAAGCACAAAAUAAUCUUCAAUUUUUUGUUGUAAUAUGUAAUUAUCCCCUCCUUAUAGAAUUUGUAGAUAGAAACGUAUCUAAUCAUGAAAACUUAUAAGUAUACUCUUUAAAUAGUUCCCACAAACGCAAUGUCUAUUUUUAAAGCCCCAAAAAUGUGCGGUGGGCAUUGUUUUCUUGUGACCAUUUCUUUUGUUGCGGGAGAGCACGCAUGAAUGUCAUGACAAUGCACUUACGGAAUUUUAAUGAGUACGCAAUCACAGUAGGUCCAAAUUCAAAGCCGGUAAAUGUGUAACCAAACCUUGUUGAGGGCUACUAAAAGAGGCAUAUUCACAACGGGGAUGUAGCUCAGAUGGUAGAGCGCUCGCUUAGCAUGUGAGAGGUACGGGGAUCGAUGCCCCGCAUCUCCAAAGGUGUUUUUUGGUUUUUCCUGAAACACCUACUUAAUUUUUUUUUAAGGUUAAACAUUAUUUUUAACUUGAGUAACUAUAUAAAAUCGAAAAAC